AGUCCCUGCUGGAGAAGUGCCCUGCCUCUAGAUGUGUUGGAGUGAAUGAGAGAGGGAGUUCAGCCAGAGCCAGAGAGAGAGAGAGAGGGAGUGUGUGUACUGGGGAACAGGAGGUAGGCUGGACUAUGGAGAGUCUGAGGGACCUUGAGGCAGAAGUGAUGAAGUGGAUCUAGUCCGAGUGCCAGUGGGGAGGACAGAUGUACCCAGAACCAGCCCAGCUCCUCAACAGACACACAGGCACAGACACUUCACACGUCUCAGGACCUCAGGACAACCUGUAGAGGACACCGGUGGAUGGCACUUGGCAGCCCAAGAGAGUCCUCAAGAUUGUUUGAGGGUUACGAGUUUCAGCACCUGGUCGCAAUCAGGACUCUCGACAAGUUUUUUUCGCAAAGGCUCCGCGAGUGAAUAGUGUCAAGUGCUUCCCAGCUGAUGGACACCCUCUGACGAUACGUCUGGACGCAUCGGAGUCAGAGAGGGACAGUCUAGGAGGCAGUGUGAGAAGUGAAAGUGUGAUGGCUUUCUUCACAAGAGCAUCUCAAUCCAACCUGACAGAGCAGCAGGGGAUUUAAGUGGAGGAGAGAAGGAAACAAAGAAACAAACAAAACAAAACAAAAAAGAGCCCGGGACAAUUUUCUGCAGUCGCAGCACGUACUGAGUCACGAGGCAGAUCCGCGCUUCAUCAUGAAGCUCCCUUUCCUGGUGCUGCUGGCAGCGUCCCUGGCCCCUGGCCCCGGGCCCGGUGUGCAGGGAGAGGCCCAGGAGAUCGAGAGCCACGGCGACGCCUUGGAGCCCGAGUUCAUGUACGCCGCGCGUCCUAAACGCGCCGCGGACGACCCCCUCCCCGUCGCCGCCGCCGCCGCCGCCGCCGCCUCUCAGACGGACAAGUGCUCCUACACGUUCAUCGUGCCGCAGCAGAAGGCCACGGGCGCCAUCUGCGUCAACUCCAAGUCGCCGGAGGGCCAGGCGGAGACGCGCGUCCACAAGCAGGAGCUGGAGGUGGUCAACGGCGAGCUGCACAAGCAGCGGCGGCAGAUCGAGUCGCUGCAGCAGAUGGUGGAGGUGGACGGCGGCGUGGUCAACGAGGUCAAGCUGCUGCGCAAGGAGAGCCGCAACAUGAACGCGCGCGUCACGCAGCUCUACAUGCAGCUGCUGCACGAGAUCAUCCGCAAGCGGGACAACGCGCUGGAGGUGGCGGGGCUGGAGAACCGCGUGCUCAACCACACGGCCGAGAUGCAGACGCUGGUGUCGCGCUACCGCGACCUGGAGCACAAGUACCAGCACCUGGCCGCGCUCGCCAGCAACCAGAGCGCCGUCAUCGUGCAGCUGGAGGAGCACUGCCGCCGCACGCACGCCUUCGGCGGGGAGCGCGAGCGCGAGAGGCCGGCGCCGCGGGCCAGGCAGCCGCAGCCGCUGCCGCCGCAGCAGGCGCCGGCGAUGCCCGCGAUGCCCCAGCAUCCUCCGCAGCGGCCGCAGCACCCCAUGACGCCGGUCAGGGCGUACCACCCGCCCACGUACACGCGCAACAGCAACAACCAGAUCACCAACGAGAUCCAGAGCGACCAGAACUCCAAGGCCUUGCUGCAGCCGCUGCCUACCAUGGCGUACGGAACCCACAGCUCGUCCACCACAGACAAACCUUCCGGACCUUUCAAGGACUGUCUGCACGCCCUGGAGGAAGGCCACAGCACCAGCGGCAUGUACCUGGUGAAGCCGGAGAACGCCAACCGGCUGAUGCAGGUGUGGUGCGACCAGAGGCACGACCCGGGCGGCUGGACCGUCAUCCAGAGACGCCUCGAUGGAUCAGUCAACUUCUUCAGAAACUGGGAGACGUAUAAGCAAGGCUUUGGCAACAUUGACGGCGAGUACUGGCUGGGCCUGGAGCACAUCUACUGGCUGACCAAACAGGGCAACUACAAGCUGCUGGUGACGCUGGAGGACUGGUCGGGCAGGAAGACGUUUGCUGAGUACGCCAGCUUCCGCCUCGAGCCAGAGGCGGAGUUCUACAAGCUAAGGGUGGGUCGUUACCACGGUAACGCCGGGGACUCCCUGACCUGGCACAACGGGAAGCAGUUCACCACCCUGGACAGAGAUCACGACAUGUACACAGGUAACUGUGCCCACUACCAGAAGGGCGGGUGGUGGUACAAUGCCUGUGCCCACUCCAACCUUAAUGGUGUGUGGUACAGGGGAGGGCACUAUCGCAGUCGCUAUCAGGAUGGCGUGUACUGGGCAGAGUUCCGCGGUGGCGCCUACUCCUUGAAGAAGGUCACUAUGAUGAUUCGGCCAAAUCCAAACACGUACCAUUAGAACCAUCCCUGCCAAAUGACUGCAGUUACAGCACAAACAGAAGUGGUUCAGAAUAUACACGAUGCGUUUUUUUUUCCCUCCCCAUCUCAGAAAAACAAGUGCAAUUAAACUAAGUUAAAUGUUGUUUAUUUCUUGUUUUUGUUUUUUGCCUUUUCAUUUUGGUUAUUGCUUUCAUCAAUAUGCAUUCAUACACAGUAUAUAACAAUGGUACAGCAUAAACAUAUGAAAAUGACAGAGCUUUUUCCAGAGGCCUCAAUUGGAACUGGACAUCCAAGACUGCUCAGGAGACACAGGGACUCAUGGAGCUCUGGUCACAAAGGGCCAGUUUUUUUCUCCUCUUUUUUUAAAUCUGGACUAUUGGACGGGGUGAGUCCCCCACAGUCAGCUUGAAUCGGCUGAGCAGACAAAGCAGUGGAAACCGGACACUGAGUAAGGCCUAACCUCGUCUGUCAGCCAUCAGCCUCGUUUGCGAGCUGCCCCGUCGAGCAACGCAGUUUCCACAUGUGGUGAUGAAGGCAUGACAGGGGGAGAGCCACUGGUUUCCUGUGAGGGGGGAACGCCGCCCUGUGGGCCACCUCACUCCCAACAAGGACCAGCUCACACUGCGCAAGACUAUGACAAAGUGGGGGGGAAGAGCAUCGGAAAAUGCUUCCCAAUUUGUUGUUGUUUAUUUGUUCUAGUCCACAGCACAAUCUGUGCACAGAGUAUUAAUGUGAUGUACGUGAUGUAGUAUGUUUAUGUGAUGUAAUGCCCUGAAUAUGUCCCGACACAGUUACUCAAACCCCCCCACCAUGGUGCUGCAGUGUCAUGUUCUCCCUCGAACCGAGUCGGACCCACUAGCAUCCAUUCAUGUGGGAGAAGCCCACUAUUGAUAUCGGCCGUUACAACGCUCCUAAUGAUUUACUUCAAGAUGAUUCAUUGGCUUCAGGCCUUCUCAAGAUUAAAGGGAGUUUGUCAUUAGUCAUUCAAUACGAUAUGUUGAACUGGAUAAGUGAAAGUGAGUUUAAGUAAUAAAGACAGAAUGUAAUGAAUAACACUGGCAACAGUAGCCU
Molecule: messenger RNA, 3362 nt
Organism: Sardina pilchardus (European sardine)
Lineage: Eukaryota; Metazoa; Chordata; Actinopteri; Clupeiformes; Clupeidae
Product: angiopoietin-related protein 2-like
Exons: 5
Coding region: 685-2310 (541 amino acids)
Source: RefSeq, a predicted model, not a curated record